GAAGCGACCUCAGAUUUGUGGUAACUAUUAUAAGGGGUUGAAAAUCCUAGCUGUGUUAAAGGGUUAAAAUUCAGGAGCCCUUUUUUCCUAUAAAUAGAGAGGGACUUCUCUUGUAAUGGCAGAGCAGCAGUGUGCUUCUGUGAAGGGAACUGAAUUGCCACUGAAAAGACAAAGAGAAGAAGAAGAGAUGGAGGUAGCCAACAAGAACAGCAAUGGUUGCACCAAUGAGAAAGAGGAGUCAUCUCCUUAUAUCUCUUCCGUUUUACCUGGAUGGUUCUCUGAGAUUAGCCCUCUUUGGCCUGGGGAAGCACACUCAUUGAAGGUUGAGAAGGUAUUGUUCAAGGGGAAGUCUGAUUACCAGAAUGUCUUGGUUUUUCAGUCAUCAACUUAUGGAAAGGUGCUUGUUUUGGAUGGUGUGAUCCAACUUACUGAGAGGGAUGAAUGUGCUUACCAAGAAAUGAUCACUCAUCUUCCUCUUUGUUCAAUUCCCAACCCAAAAAAGGUGCUGGUUAUUGGAGGAGGAGAUGGUGGUGUCUUGCGUGAGGUAUCCCGCCAUGCUUCUGUCGAACAGAUCGAUAUAUGUGAGAUUGACAAGAUGGUAGUUGAGGUUGCUAAACAAUUUUUCCCAGAUGUAGCCGUAGGAUACGAGGAUCCACGUGUGAAUCUCCACAUUGGUGAUGGAGUUGCAUUUUUGAAAAAUGUUCCUGCAGGAACUUACGAUGCUGUCAUAGUGGAUUCAUCUGACCCUAUAGGUCCAGCACAAGAGUUGUUCGAAAAGCCUUUCUUUGAAAGUAUAGCAAAGGCUCUUCGUCCAGGAGGGGUUGUAUCUACGCAGGCUGAGAGCAUAUGGCUUCACAUGCACAUAAUUGAAGAAAUUGUUGCUAAUUGCCGCCAGAUCUUCAAAGGCUCAGUCAACUAUGCAUGGACCACUGUUCCUACUUAUCCAAGUGGCAUGAUUGGUUUCAUGCUCUGUUCUACCGAGGGACCUGCAGUUGAUUUCAAGAACCCUGUUAACCCCAUCGAUGACGAAAGCCAUGCCAAGACCCUUGGACCUUUGAAGUUCUACAACUCUGAGAUUCACCAAGCAUCAUUCUGUUUGCCUUCGUUCGCCAAGAGGGUGAUUGAAACCAAAGGAAAAUGAUGACGCAUAUCUUGAAAGAGUACUUAAUGAGCAGGAUUAUAUGGUUGUACAACGCCCUAUAGUUAAGCAGUUUUUAAGUUAAAGACAAUGUUUUUAGAGUUAUUCAAGCCAAAAGUAGUUUGGUAAUAUCCUCUGAUGGAUUAUAAUUUCCUUUGUUGAUUUUGUACUGGGAUAAAGUUGUC
Molecule: messenger RNA, 1323 nt
Organism: Capsicum annuum
Lineage: Eukaryota; Viridiplantae; Streptophyta; Magnoliopsida; Solanales; Solanaceae
Product: spermidine synthase 1
Biological process (GO): spermidine biosynthetic process
Cellular component (GO): cytosol
Molecular function (GO): spermidine synthase activity
Source: RefSeq, marked provisional